Moneuplotes crassus is the source of this 3225-nucleotide messenger RNA. The record is from the annotation of a GenBank genome assembly. NCBI's taxonomy places the organism in Eukaryota, Ciliophora, Spirotrichea, Euplotida, Euplotidae.
CAUUGCUCCAACAAUGGAAGAAAUAUUUGAUAGAGAAUUAGUGGAAAAAUGCAAAUUCGCCAACUUCGCAAGAAUGAGGUUCAGAUCCCAAAAAGAAGCUUUCACAGAGGAUCAAUUUUAUGAACUUUCCAUGAAGUUUUAGGAAAUAUAAAUACAAUAUCUAUCAUUUAAAUCACUGCUGUCUUGUUAUCCAACACGCAUAUUUUGACCCCAGGGCUGAUAAAUAUGCAGAGAUGAUGAAAAUCUGGAGCAAGCAUUCUAAGAAAUCUAGCCAGUCAAGCAUGAGAGAAGAGGCAAAAUUAGCCAAGAAUUCUGCUAAAAGAAAGGACCCAAAAGGAAUUUCCCGGAAACUAAUAAACUCAUAUAAAAAGAGUAUGUCAACUAGCCAGUGCUUUAAAAAUAAUUCGAAAAAGAGCAUUGGAAAUAAUGGCGGAAAAAUCAUUUCAAUGUCUCAGCUUAAGGACAUGAGGGACUCAGUUCCCAAGAAGAUUUCUGACCAAAAGAUUCGUGUAAAUAAGCCCUUUAAGAAGAGCAGAAAUUCCAGCAAACACUCUGUGUCUCGGCAUAGUGGCUCUCAGAUGAAAACUUACCAAUCUGUCUUAAAGAAUCGGAAGGAUCUCAAUGCCCAAAAUGUAACCUCGCCUGAGGAAAAGAAGGCUAGGAGUGGUAAAACUGCUAAAAGUAGUAUGACUAGUAGCACCCAGACCAACACAGCUAAUAAGAAGAAAAGAGGCAAUAUGAAAUCCUAUGCAGAAACUAAGAACAAUCUUUGAGCCAAUUUCUUCAACAUCUCUGAAAAUAAAGACAGAAUAAAAUGUGAGAAAACGACUGCUGUAAAAUACGAUAGAGAAAUGAAGAAGAAGCUCAAAGUACUUGGAAGGAACAACGAUACUCUAACUCACGAAGGUUUUCAUGACUUACUCAACCAGACCCAGUCUGGCUAUGCAGACCACAACCAGACUUUGGAAAUAGAACUCCUCAAGAAAGGUGACGAAACCUGCCAAGUUAUCCCUUCGUCGAAUGUAUGAUUCAGUGGAAGGCAUUCUCUAGCCCCAAGCAGUAAUAAAAAUAAAAGUAUCAAGAUCAAAGGAACUAAAUCACAGAACAAAUUGAAGAAAAAUAAACAGAAAAUCAAGAAAAGCACCGCCUACGAUUUCGUCCAAUUUGAAAAUAGGGACAACCUUGAUAGCGAAAAUCCCUCUGUGACUUUUAGAGAAGAGAAAAAGGACAGCUCCAGAAGGAAUAGUAUCAACAAGAGCAUGAUUAGGAUCAAGAGUUCGAAGUACUUGUGCUCCCAAGAUGAGAAGAAGAGGAGUCUAUGUGCUAGGAGAGCCUCUCAUAAUACUAAAUCUACCAAUCAUUUGUUCCAUCUCCCCACUCAAUCAGAGUUGAGGUAUAGUAAGAACUACACUACAAAGAACAAAAAUGCAGGGAAAUCAAAAACUAAAUUUUUUGGAAAUUCCAAGAGGAAUUCUGGAUCUAUGACUACCAAGAAUAAAUCAAAGGUAAAUAUUGCAAGGAGUGUAUCCAAUAUCAAGCCAAAACAGAGAGUGAAGAAGAAAGCUCUCACAGGGUUCAUAUCCUCAACAGAUUUUAGAAUGAAGAAGAUUGCCAACACAAAACAACCCUCUAAGCCAACUGAUGAUAAACCCGACAUUAUGCCAGAGAAUGAGGGUAGUAGCUUUAAAAAUAGUAAAGCGAGUGUCCUAAAACAAACACCUCCACAAUCAAUAGAGAUGAAGAAGCCUAGGGAUCGUCUGAGCCAGAGAGGCCUAAGUAUCCAGAUAAAUCUAAUCUCUUAUCCUAACACCGACACUAAGGAGCCAAAGAAGUUAGAGUCUUAUGACGCAAAUGAUUGGAAGACAGAGCAGAAGAAGGACGGAUAUUUCUCCAAAGAGAAUAUUUCCAACCUCCGAAAGAGUCCUCCCCAGAAGCAACAGAAGAGCCAUCGCAAGAACCAGAACAAUUUCAAGAGAUUUGAUAAGAAUUGCUUAGCUGAGGCCAAGCACAAACUCGAGCAACAGAAAGACCCAGAAAUCGAGGAGGCUGAAAAUAAAGAAAUCAUAGAAGAAAAUAUCCGGAAACAGCUAGAUUUCAGUACAAAUGCAAUCAACAAGGAAGAAAAUAUGCAUCCUAACUGUGCUCCUUUAAAGACAGAUAGGACAGAGAAGGAAUCUGAGAAGAGAAGGAUGACCAAUACUAUCCCUCUUGGUGAUCCUAAUAGGAUGGAAAUUCAGAAUUCAGCUCCUCACAAGAAAAAGAAUGAUGAUGAAUGGCUCAACACUGUCUUUAGUACAGAAGAAGAAAAGAUGAGCUUUGAGGAGAACAGAGGUAGAUCCAUCAGUAAUGGGAAAAGUAGUCAAAGAGCAGGAAGUAACAACAGCAAUGGGUCCAAGAUUAUAGUAAAGAAAAUGGAUCCUCAAGGGUCUCUCCUUAGCUCAACUUUCCAACUAAGUUCACAGCUGUUAAGCUCAAGGCUAAGUUACAAUCUCUCAGCUUCAGAAAGUGGAGGAGUUGUAGAGACAAAAAGCCAAGAAAGUAAAGAAGAAUCAAACCCUCAAAGUGUCCCUAAGGUUUGCACAGAGAAUCAGCUUCAAGCAAGUGCUUGUACGUAUGAUCUCUCAGAUAGCGAAGAUGAGCCUACUCUAAACGUUUCUAAGAAAAACAACCUUGAACGAAAUCCUUCAAAUCACCUGAAGAAUUACCAAAGUGAAGGGGUCUCAAAGAUGAACCCUAACAACAAGAUUUUCAUCCAAAACACUUAUAUGGAUGAGAAUAGGGAUGAUGAGUUUGGGGACCUCAAUAUAGAACUAACCAACCCAGAGAAGACAGACCAUGAUAAUUACUGAGAUAAAUCUCUUGAGGAAGAAGAAAUCAAAAGAGUUGAAGUCUCUGAUAUUAUAGACCUUGAUUACUCUUCCCAGUCAACUUUGAAAGAAAUCCCACAAAAGCAAGUCCCUCAAGGAGUAGCUAAUGUCCAGAUCGACCUCCAGCAUGACAGUACUGAAGAAGUGGAGGUUGUUAAAAGCUUAUACGAAAGCCAGAACAACUCCAUUGAGCAAGACCGGUCACUCGAAUACAACAACACAGAUAGUUACUCAGAUUGUUCAGAAGAGUAUCAACAAAAGAGUUUCAGAGAGAAUGGCUAUCUCUUCAAAAAGUUGGAUUUCAUGAAGAAGUAGGCAUAUAAGAAAAUACAUAAAUAAUUCCUAACUUUCAAUAAUA